Molecule: messenger RNA, 2001 nt
Organism: Penicillium paradoxum
Lineage: Eukaryota; Fungi; Ascomycota; Eurotiomycetes; Eurotiales; Aspergillaceae
Exons: 2
Coding region: 1-2001 (666 amino acids)
Biological process (GO): protein polyubiquitination
Molecular function (GO): protein binding
Source: RefSeq, a predicted model, not a curated record
AUGGAGAAGCUGCCAGUAGAAAUUCUGUCCAAAAUAAUCGACCACCUUGCUCCACAAGAGAAGGUCCAGCUUCAAUCCAUCUCAAAGAAAUUCUUUGAUCUUGCUCGGGAUAAUAGCCAGUGGAAAAUCCACUGCUAUGAGCAGUCAUGGGCUGCUCGGCAAGCCGCCCGCCCAGCUGUCCGGCCAUCGGAGAGUCUGAUCUCUGACGCGACUGCUUCGUUGACAACACUUGGGCAGGACUCGCUGCGCGAUCUUAUUCAGCCUUCUGCGCCACCGGCUAAUGGGGACUCUGGGGACACCCGGGGACUGUCCUGGAGUGAGAGAGCAAGGGCAGCAUCGGAAUGGGAUUCAUCGGCUGCGGGGGAGCAUGUUGACUGGUACUCAGAAUAUAUUGCUCGUCAAGGUCCCAUAUCUUUAUCAUGGACUGAGCAGCCUUCAGUCCGCAAGGGCGAAGGAAAGCGCGGGCAAUCUUAUGAGGUCAAAGGCAUGGGAUUGCUCAAAGAUUGGAGUUCCGCCAGACAGAACAAGAUUGUGGCACCGCUUGAAGACGGCAGUGUGUGUAUCUGGGAUCUCAACCACUCUCACUCAGCCGACUCGCAAGCAAGCAAAGGCAAGAUCUUGGGGGUCAGUGAGCCCGGUAUUCUCAUGACUGACUUGUCUGGUCGUCGAGAUCACUGUCUCCCGAAGGCUUCAUUGGAGUUCAUCAAUCUGGGAGAGGGAGUGAGUGUGGAUUCUUUACGAAAAAGAGCAUAUCUGGCAGUUGGAAAUGUUCUCAACGAAGUUGAUCUGGAGACGUUAAAAGUGAUUUCCCAACAGCGGUAUCCCUGGUCUAUUUUCGCUCUUUCUCAGGAAACUGAUUAUUCGGUGCCCUUGACACUAGCAACUACCCUCAGUCUGCAAAUAUAUGACUCCAGAUUAUCGGCUGUCGAGGAAAAAGAGGCAAUCAGUUCGCGAUGCGAACAAUUGACCACUCCAGAGGCCUCCAAACUAGGCAUUUUUGCCCAUUCCGACUCUCCUCUAUUUGAACUUCAACCCAAUGGACAACCGCCUACUCGUAUCCGCAGUCCAGAUCCUUCUGAUAAAGGCGCCAACUAUGCUCCGCUUUUCCAGCCUGGGCCUCUUUCCAUCUUGCAUCCGCCAGCUCCUCAUGUGAAUACAAUUCUUCUCGCAGGUCGCUUCCCUAGCAUUUUAUGUUAUGACCGUCGUUUUUUCCCUCGGCUACAGACCACAGUCCAUUCCGGCGGCCGACUGUGUGGUCUUACUUCAGUACCGGCGCCUCGGUUCCCUGUCUUCUCAGAUUCCACCUAUCCGGAGUCACAUUCCGUCGUAGCGUGCGGAGAUUACAACGGGCGAGGCUCGCUAGAACUUUAUAAUCUCAGACCGGCUGCCGAACACACCUCCAGCCCCUCGAAGAUGACAUCUACUCUUAACCCAGAAUAUAAGAACCGCCAAAGCGCCGCCAGUUCCAAAUUACUUUCUGUGGAAUCGCACGGCAAUCGUAUCGUCUUUUCCGAUGCGGAGGGGAACAUAAAAUGGACCGAGCGAGACGGCCGCUCAGAGGUCCGACGAUGGAACAUCAAUACAUCUCAGCCUCAGAGCUCAUUCGGGCGUCGCAGUCGACAACCAACUCCACAAACAAACGGAGAUCAACAGCCACGUGGACUCUGGCCUUCUCAGUCUUCCGGUAAUAACGAAGUUGCUCGCAAGAUACUUCCUACUGGCGGGAAUCUGACCGGAGAUGAGCUCCUUAUCUGGACGGGAGAACGGAUCGGGCGCCUUAAGUUUUCCAUUCCUGCGGACCACGAGAUGGAGGUUGACAGCAAGGAUAUUGAUGAUGAUGUGUUCAUGCAUGCGGAGGUCGACGAAGCAACCCGUGAAGCAAUGCGGCAUCGACGCCGCGAUGAGUGGGAGAGAGAGCAGAGAUACGAGGAUUCCAUGCGACGUGCACUCGAGAUUCAGGCUGAUGAGGUGCGCUGGAUGGGGAAUAGGGGAUUGGGUUGA